AUGAGCAACCAAGCAGAAAUUGUGCAGGAUUUGCAAGCGGUGCCCAUUGCAGCUGCCGGUUUGCCAGCAAAACAGUCUACCAUAAAGGAGAAGGCGACGGACGAUCCUCACUACAUCACCACGGUAGGAGCCGGUGCUGGAGCGGACAUCGAUGAAGAUCUUGUGCCAACCCAUGAAGAAUUAAGCACAUUGCGCAAAGUCCCUGCUCCACUUCCGUGGAUUGGUGUUCUCUUAUGCUUCAUCGAAUUUGCAGAAAGAGCUUCAUACUACGGUUCUAAGGGUCCCUUCAACAAUUUCAUCAAACAACCCCUUCCCAAAGGUGGUAAUGGGGCCGGUGCGGUUGCUCCUGGAGAUGCAGGUCUCAAUCAAUCUGCAGGUGCUUUAGGUCUAGGAUCGGUCGAUGCCUCUGCACUCACAAAUCUGUUCACUUUCCUGGCAUACGUUAUCCCCAUCUACGGUGGUAUCGUUGCCGAUACCAAAUGGGGUCGAUUCAAGGCCAUUUGUGUUGGAACAGCUGUCGGUGGUUUCGCACAUAUACUCUUGGUCAUCCCCGCAAUCCCUUCCGUUAUCACUCAUCCUAAUGCUUCAUUGGGCACAUUCAUCGUUUCUAUCAUCAUCCUUGCUUUCGCUGCUGGUUUCAUCAAGCCUUCCCUGGGUCCCCUUCUCUGUGAUCAAAUUCCGGUCAGGACUCCGACUCUCAAAACUCUCAAAACUGGUGAAAGGGUUAUUGUAGAUCCCGGAGUCACCGUCGAACGAUGGCUGUUGAUCUUCUACGCCUGUAUCAACAUCGGUGGUUUCUUCGCCGUUGCGACAUCAUACGCUGAACGAUUGGUCGGAUUCUGGUUGGCAUAUUUACUUCCCGGAAUUGUGUACUUCUUCAUGCCCAUCGUUCUUAUCUUUUGCCACAAAAGACUUCAUAAAGCUCCUCCUCAAGGUUCUGUCGUAAUCGAGACUUGGAGAGUCGUGAAGGUCCUCCUUGCUAACGGAGGUUGGCGAAAGAUGUUCAAAGGCGGUGACAACUUCUGGAACAAGGCCAAGCCGUCAUAUAUCGCGGAACAAAAUGGUACAGUCGACACCCAGAAGGUCGUGUGGGAUGACAGAUUUGUCGACGAAGUCAGGCAAUCAUUUAGCGCCUGCGCCGUUUUUAUGAUUAUCCCAAUCUAUGUUCUUGCAGAUGGAGGUCUCGGUAACUCAAUGAACGACAUGUCCGUCGCAAUGACCUUGAACGGUGUUCCCAACGAUCUCAUCUCCAAUUGGAAUCCUCUUGCCAUCAUCAUCGCUACCCCACUCGUCACGUACGGUCUCUACCCAUGGCUUGCCAGAAUUGGGCACCCCCUGAAGCCAAUGACAAGAAUGUUCAUCGGUUUCAUGCUCGGUUCACUCACGUGUGUGAUCUCAGCUAUCAUCCAAUGGAGGAUUUACAAGACAUCUCCUUGUGGUUACAACGCGUCAACUUGUGACGAUGUUUCUCCGGUAUCGCUCUGGCUACAAGUGCCUCUCUAUACCCUUCCAGCUAUCGGAGAGCUGUUCGUCUUUGUGACCUCUUAUGAGCUCGCCUACACCAGGUCACCUGCUCGAAUGAAGGGUUUGGUGUAUUCCAUUGCCCUUUUCAACCAAGCCAUAGCUUCGGCCCUUUCUCUAGCACUUGCCGAUGUUGUACAAGACCCAAAUCUCAUCUGGCCUUGGGUCGCGUUGGCCGUCGCAUGUUUCCUCUCAGCCUUCUUAUUCCCCACCUACUAUAAACAUCUUGACGAGCCUGUCCCCGACUUUGCCGAUCUUGAUAGACAGGCCGGAAUCACACACUCAACUCCAGCUACUCAUAGAGAUCAGUCUCAUGCUGUCGAGGACGUUGAAAGGAAGUACUAG
Molecule: messenger RNA, 1866 nt
Organism: Kwoniella shivajii
Lineage: Eukaryota; Fungi; Basidiomycota; Tremellomycetes; Tremellales; Cryptococcaceae
Exons: 5
Coding region: 1-1866 (621 amino acids)
Biological process (GO): transmembrane transport
Cellular component (GO): membrane
Molecular function (GO): transmembrane transporter activity
Source: RefSeq, a predicted model, not a curated record